This is a messenger RNA of Malassezia globosa CBS 7966, 2313 nucleotides long. RefSeq lists its product as uncharacterized. The transcript has a single exon. The record is from RefSeq and is a predicted model, not a curated record. NCBI's taxonomy places the organism in Eukaryota, Fungi, Basidiomycota, Malasseziomycetes, Malasseziales, Malasseziaceae. Gene Ontology annotation, cellular component: Ino80 complex. Bases 1 to 2313 code for a protein of 770 amino acids. Gene Ontology annotation, biological process: double-strand break repair; regulation of DNA-templated transcription.
AUGUUUGAUACUUACGAUUGCCUAGAUGUAUCGUCAUCGUAUCUCAAGACCGAGGCACAGACAUGGGUAUCACGUUCGGGACGGCCAACGAAGCGUGCAAAGCGUGAUGGUGAAGAGGAUGUGACCGGUGUGGAUGACGAAGAAGACUCACGCAGUGACGACGACAAGGAACCUGCAUCUCGUCGCUUGGUAAUCCAUGUUGGCUCAGACUUUAUCCGUGUUGGCCGUGCGACGGAUUUGUAUCCUACGGCUGUGCCGAAUGUUCUUGCACGCAAGUUGACCACAAGGAAUGAAGAAGCGAGAGAAGCAGGCAGUGGUCCUGACGAUGGCCGACAGGGCAUGUCAGAUCCACCUAGAGAACAUGCUACAGACGCACAGCUUGACAUGCUACGUGCGGAAUUGCGCUCGAUUAUGCGACAGUACAAGCUGCGCCCUGUCAGCAACGGAUGGCAAUCAGCCAACAGCUACAAUGCAUCUGUGGAGCCUGAGCGUGUUGCUGAGCACAAUGAUGUGUACCACGUGGGCUUUCUUGAUGAUCUGCCGGGGCAAGUCGUUGUAGGACAAGAAGCAUUGCGUCUCGCUGCAUUGUCGAAGGACGACAACACAUCCUGGCGUUUGUACCGACCGUGGAACCGAGGGAUGUUGGAUGUUGCCGGAUAUGCGCGCACGUACGGCGAUGCGUGUGUUGAGGCGCUCCUGGGCGACCUGCAGCAGAUUCUUACGCAUGCCAUCUCAGCACCGCCAGCCUCUGAGGCAGGGCCUAGCGCCAUGAGUCCAGGUCUUGGUAUCCCUGAGUCCUCUUUCGGGACGUAUUCGGUACUGCUCCUUGUUCCCGACUCUUUUUCUAGGAGUGACCUUCGUGCAUUAGGUCAUGUGUUCUUGCGAUACAUGGGCUUUUCAGCUCUACAUGUUCAGACAGAGGGUCUGUGUGCGACCUUUGGUGCGGGACUCAGUGCUGCGUGUGUGGUGGAUAUUGGGGCGACGAGCAUAGGCAUCUCGUGCGUCGAAGAGGGACUUGUUCUGCCUGAGACUCGUGUGGCGUUGUCUUAUGGCGGACGCGAUAUGAGCCGCUUCUUUGGUGACGUGCUUCGCGGCUCUAGUUUUCCGUACAAGGACCUGAACGCGGAAAAGCGACUCGCUGAUGCAGCGCUUCUUGCCGACUUGAAAGAACGCCUGGUGACGCUUCAACCAAGCCAGGUCAGUUUGAAUCUGUACGAUUUCAUGGUCCGUUUGCCUGGACACACGGCGUCCAAGUACGCACUACGUGUAUACGAUGAGCCGAUCCUCGCGGGGCUUAUGCUCUUCCAUCCAUCAGUGGCAUAUCCCCCACCGAUGCCGCGGCGUCCCUUGACAUAUGCGCCGCCCGAGACGAAUCCGACCGAUGAGCCAGAGCCCUCCACUGCACUUGCAGCAGCAGCAAAUGCAUCGUUGGGCGGUGACGAGGCUACAGAGCUGUCCGUUGCGUCCGUGCUGGACUUGGCGCCGACUCUUGCUAUGUUUGGCUGCCUCGCAACACGCUUGUCAGAAUCGGUCGCCGUGCUGGUUGACAUGAAUGGUGUUCGUCCGCCAGCGACGCCGACAACCUCGACAUUCGCGAACGGCGAUGCAACAGUGCCACUGAACCAGGAUGCGCCUGAAGGAGCGACCGAAUCAAGCCAUGCUGCUGGUGCUACGGGCCCCGGUAUGCCAACCACGACGCCAUCAUCCUCAACCUCACAAGCAUCGGCGUCUGCGUCUGCGUCUGGCCGUUCUUCCUCUAGCACAAAUGCUAAGGCUGCGGCUGCUGCCGUGCCACAGACGUCUGCUAUGGCUACACAGGCGGCCAAGUGUGCGACAGCUGCCUCGCAGGCAGCAUCAGAAGGGAUGGACGUUGUACAAGCGUCAUCGUUAACGCCCCUGGAUCAUGCGGUUUUCCGCAGCUUGCUUGCAUCGACAGGCACGGCUGAUGGCGUGUUGGCGAAUGGCGGCGAGGAGCGCCUGCGCCGCUUGGCGAACAACAUUGUGUGUACAGGCGGCGCAGCCCACAUAUCGGGGCUAUCAGAGGCACUGGAAGCGCGUGUAUCUAUGCUGCUGGCCGAGCAUUACACGCCAUCCGACCCAUCGCGCAAGCCAGCCGUGCCAGUGGGACCCAACUUUACUGCACCGCAAGCCACGGUCAUUCCGCCGCCGCGCAACUUGGAUCCAGCUUCGCUGGCAUGGAAGGGGCUGGCUGUGCUAGCGAAUCUGGAUACGAUGCAGGAACUGUGGGUGCAAGCAUCCGACUGGGACACGUUUGGGUACCGGGCGUUGAAAGAAAAGUCGUUGUUUUUGUAG